AUGUCAUCUUUUGCGUGCCUAGGUGUGUGCGAAGAACUUUGUGAUACUUGCAAAGGCUUGGGUUGGAAGAAGCCUACAGAUAUUCAGUUUAAGGUUAUUCCUUUUGCGUUGCAAGGCAAAGAUAUUGUCGGCUUAGCCGAAACUGGUAGUGGUAAAACGGGAGCAUUUGCGAUCCCAAUCCUCCAAAAUCUCUUGAGAAAACCACACUAUAAUUACGCUCUUAUUCUAACUCCAACACGAGAACUUGCCCUUCAAAUAAGGCAGCAUUUUCUGGAUAUCGGUUCCAAAUUUGGGCUUAAAGUUCUGUGUCUUGUUGGUGGCCAGCACGUUGAAGAUCAGCAUAAGGUCUUGAAGAAUACGAAACACCACAUAAUUGUUGGUACACCUGGAAGAAUAGUCUAUCACAUUGAGAAUUCGAAGGAAUUAUGUCUUCAACGAAUUCGCUAUUUCGUUUUGGAUGAAGCCGACCGAAUGCUCGGUGGAAAUUUUGACUCGCAAUUAGAAACCAUUUUGUCCAAGCUGCCAGAGAAGCGCAAAACUUACCUUUUUUCAGCUACUAUGUCCGGAAAUCUCGAGAAGCUGCAAACUGCCUGCCUUCGAAUGCCUGUGCGUUUGGAAACCGCGAAGAAAUAUACAACUGUCGAUAAUCUGGACCAUGCAUUUGUAUUCCUACCAGAUCAGCGGAAAGAUGCUUAUGUAGUGAAGCUAUUGGCAGAUCUUUGUGGGAGCACCUGUGAGUCACGGACGAUUGUAUUCGUUGCUACUGCUCGAGAAUCAGUUCGCCUGGGUGAAAUCCUCAGGUUCAUUACCAGUAGGGACCGUGUCGUCAUUCUGAACGGUUUGAUGCGCCAAGAUAAACGUGGAGUUGCGUUUCAAAAGUUUAAAUCGGGUGAAGCCAGCGUUAUGGUUGCCACCGAUUUAGCCUCCAGAGGUCUUGAUAUUCCCGAAGUACAGUUGGUUAUCAACUAUGAUAUUCCAAGUCAUCCUGCUUCAUGGAGCGAGGCUGCAAAGGACUACAUUCACCGCGUGGGUCGAACGGCGCGUGCUGGACGUCCGGGUCGAGCUGUAUCUCUCGUCACUCCCUAUUCUGUCACUCGUCUAAAAAUUAUUGAGUCUACUCUGGGUUACCAAAUUACACAACUGGCUUGGGUUGAUCCCUGCAAAACAGAUCCUCAACUACUUAGUAAAGUCGCCGAAGCCGCUGCUCAUGCAAAAUCGGUUAUUCGUGCAAGUGACAAACGCCAAAAACGAAUGGAGAUGAGGCGCUCAAAGAAGCGAAAAUUGGACCUUGCAAAUACGAAUGAGUCUGUCGAGCCACAUUCAGAAGAAUCUGGGGAUGACAUUUAG
Echinococcus granulosus is the source of this 1347-nucleotide messenger RNA. RefSeq names its product Putative ATP-dependent RNA helicase. Gene Ontology annotation, molecular function: RNA helicase activity; ATP binding; nucleic acid binding. Bases 1 to 1347 code for a protein of 448 amino acids. The record is from RefSeq and is a predicted model, not a curated record. NCBI's taxonomy places the organism in Eukaryota, Metazoa, Platyhelminthes, Cestoda, Cyclophyllidea, Taeniidae. The transcript is spliced from 7 exons.